AUGACACUCCAACUUCCCUCCAUUUUGCAGCAGUACUCGGUAGCUGCUAUCAACCGAACUUUAUAUGAAGAUGGAUCAAGGAAUGUUGCCUUAUUUGGACUAGGCCAAUUAGGUGGCAUCCCCGCAGAGCUGCAAAAACACAGAUGCGUGGGUUCAGUAAAUGAUGCAAUUAAACUGUUUAACAGCAAGCUAAAGUCUCUUGUAGAUGAUCUUAAUACCAAUUUUCCAGAAGCAACGUUCACAUAUAUAAACGUAUACAACAUUUUACCAAUCAUCGGUACACUUAGUGUGUUGGAUCGUCCAUGUUGUAAAGUUUUGGAAACCAUGACUGAAGGGCUAUGUGCUCCUGGAGAAGGACCAUAUUUGCUUAGGGGAAUUUAUCUUUUCUAUGAUAAUUUUCAUCCCACUGAGAUUGCCAAUAGAGUCGCCGCUAACAGAGCUUAUAAUGCUCUUCUACCGUCUGAUGCUCAUCCUAUGGAUAUCCGUCACUUGAUCAGGAACAAUCAUGUGUAUGAUGAUUAA
Messenger RNA from Lycium ferocissimum, 522 nucleotides. RefSeq names its product GDSL esterase/lipase At1g29670-like. The coding region runs from base 1 to 522 and encodes 173 amino acids. The record is from RefSeq and is a predicted model, not a curated record. NCBI's taxonomy places the organism in Eukaryota, Viridiplantae, Streptophyta, Magnoliopsida, Solanales, Solanaceae. The transcript is spliced from 3 exons. Gene Ontology annotation, molecular function: hydrolase activity, acting on ester bonds.